Diachasmimorpha longicaudata is the source of this 746-nucleotide messenger RNA. It is a transcript of the gene TfIIA-S, whose product is annotated as transcription initiation factor IIA subunit 2. Gene Ontology annotation, molecular function: RNA polymerase II general transcription initiation factor activity; TBP-class protein binding. Lineage: Eukaryota; Metazoa; Arthropoda; Insecta; Hymenoptera; Braconidae. The transcript has 4 exons. The coding region runs from base 128 to 466 and encodes 112 amino acids. The record is from RefSeq and is a predicted model, not a curated record. Gene Ontology annotation, cellular component: transcription factor TFIIA complex. Gene Ontology annotation, biological process: transcription initiation at RNA polymerase II promoter; RNA polymerase II preinitiation complex assembly.
GGCGUGGCGAUACAGUUGACGAUUCACGGGUUUAUUUAUUUCUCGUUGAUAAAGACAGAAGUUUCGUGAUAAAAUAUAGAUAAAGUAUUAAUAAUUACUUAGAUAGAAAUUUGUUGCAACAAUUAACAUGUCUUACCAGCUAUACAGAAAUACAACGGUAGGUAAUACCCUGCAGGAGAGCCUCGAUGAACUUAUUCAGUAUGGACAGAUAACUCCCCAACUGGCUAUCAAAGUUCUUUUGCAAUUCGAUAAGGCGAUCAAUCAGGCUCUUGCAACGAGAGUCAAGUCAAGACUAACAUUUAAGGCUGGAAAACUGAGCACAUACAGAUUUUGUGAUAAUGUUUGGACCUUCAUGCUGAAAGAUGUCGAGUUUCGUGAGGUACAAGAAGUAGCCAAUAUUGGUACAGUCAAAAUAGUCGCCUGUGAUGGUAAAACCCUAGAUGCUGACGGUGCAGCGAGACGAUAACGAAGAGUACAAAUAUUUAUAAAAAUGGGCAUAAUUUUCAUCACUGGAACAACAAUAUUCGUGUUACAAUGGCGAUCAGAUAUACUCAACCAUUGAUCAGUCCAGUAAACAAAUUCAGGAAUAGCUAGACUGAAGUAAUUACAUGAUAUCGAAAAAAAUGAUUUCAUCGUUAUUUUGUGUAUUCUGUAUUUUCGACAACUCUGUAUACGUUUACAUUGUGAUCGCAUUUCCUAUUUCCAAGAUGAUUCAUUAAUAAAGGGAGAUAUUUCGUGUACCCAAA